GCGCAUUUAAAUAAUUUUUAAAAUAAUUAAGAAUUGUGUCGACAUCUCGCUGCUUAACCGUUAUCGUGUGUGUACCAGUGUUUUUUGUGAUUCGUGUGUGCCGUGUCCCGUUGCCCGAUUGUUUACGCAAUAUCCAGCCAACAAAAUUUUGCGGAGACCGACAUAAUAACCAUUAAAGCAAUUACAACAAUUAUAAACAACAAUAUCGAAAUGAGCAAUACAAAACGCAUGAACUUGAAAAACAAAUUUAAGCAUGCUUGAUCCAAUAUUAAGGCAUCCAGGUCUUAAUAGUGUCUACGAGAAAAGCCCCCGGAGCAACAGCACCAACAACAGCAGCAUCCGCAUUUUCCCUCAUUCAGCAUUAAGUAUACGCAGAGACAAGUAUUUCUGCUCCAGCGUUUUCCAUCUGGCCGCGUUUUCCGACUCUUCUAAGUGUUUUCCCAGACCAUCAUCAACUAUUCCGCCCCGAACCGCCGCCUUCGUCAACUCAAGCCACACAUGUUGGGUAAAUUCACAUCGAACCAUGUCCAGGUCUACCACCAGUACUCGCGACCUGUGCCCGUAAAGAAGCCCGUCAAGCACCAGCCGCGUAGUUGGAUCGAGACAAAUUUCCAGAAGCGCGAGUGCAUCAAAUUCAUACCAUGCCCGAAGGACGAUGCAAAAUGCUGCUGUGGCCAGGCCCAGAUCACGCAUCAGACGAUACCUGGCAUCGAGAGUGGGUCGCCCGGAGACCUCUGGCUGCCCACGAAGCACACCCGCCCACAGCCCACAGAUGCCUAUGGAACCAUCGAGUUCCAGGGCGGCGCGCAUCCCACAAAGGCCCAGUACGUUCGCCUGUCGUUCGACACGCGGCCGGAACUACUGGUGCAGCUAUUCACCAAGGAAUGGAAUCUGGAAUUGCCAAAACUUUUGAUCACCGUGCAGGGCGGCAAGGCCAACUUUGAUUUGCAGGCCAAGCUGAAAAAGGAGAUACGCAAAGGACUGCUGAAGGCGGCCAAGACCACUGGAGCCUGGAUAUUCACCGGCGGCACCAACACCGGCGUCACCAAGCAAGUGGGCGAUGCCCUGCUCCUGGAGGGUCAGCAGCGGACAGGACGAGUGGUCAGCAUCGGCAUCGCUCCCUGGGGCAUCGUGGAGCGCAAUCACGAGCUGCUGGGCCACAACCGCGAAGUGCCCUGCCACAGCAUUAGUUCGCCCAGAUCCAAGUUGGCCGUGCUGAACAAUCGGCAUGCUUACUUUCUGCUGGUCGACAAUGGCACCCAGGCCAAGUAUGGCGCCGAACUGAUCCUGCGACGCAAGCUGGAGAAAUUCAUAUCCAACCUGAAGCUUCACCCAUUCACACAUUCCAGUACGCCCGUCGUCUGCCUGGUGAUCGAGGGCGGCACCAACACGAUACGUGCGGUGCUCGAGUACGUGACGGAUUCGCCGCCGGUUCCGGUGGUCGUAUGUGACGGAUCCGGGCGUGCCGCCGACCUGCUGGCCUUCGUCCACAAAUAUGCUUCGGAUGGCGAGGAGCAGCCGGUACUGGAGUCCAUGCGGGACUAUCUCAUCGGGACCAUACAGAAGACCUUUGAAGUGGGACUGGACCAAUCCGAGAAGCUCUACCAGGAGCUGCUGCAGUGCACGCGGAACAAGAAUCUGAUUACCGUCUUUCGCAUACAGGAAAAGCCCGAGGGCGAGGCGCAGGAACUGGAUCAGACCAUCCUAACGGCCCUCUUCAAGUCACAGCAUCUCAGUCCGCCGGAGCAAUUGAGUCUCGCCCUGACGUGGAAUCGGGUGGACAUAGCGCGCAGCGAGAUAUUCGUCUACGGGCAGGAAUGGCCAAACGGCGCCCUGGACGAGGCCAUGAUGCAGGCGCUGGAGCACGAUAGAAUCGAUUUUGUCAAAUUACUCCUGGAGAAUGGCGUUUCGAUGAAGAAAUUUUUGACAAUACCGCGCCUCGAGGAGCUCUACAAUACCAAACACGGUCCGGCCAACACGCUGGGCUACAUCCUGCGCGAUGUCCGACCGCACAUACCCAAGGGCUACAUUUACACGCUCCACGACAUCGGCCUGGUGAUCAAUAAACUAAUGGGCGGCGCAUAUCGAUCCUAUUACACGCGCCGCAAAUUCCGGCCCAUCUACGCCAAGGUUAUGAACAGCUAUGCAAAUGCCUGCCGCAAGUCGUCGACCUACCAAUACCAGCGAUAUGCCGGAGCCAAUUCGCUUAGCCUGGUCACCGGCCUGCUGCCCUUCACCUCGGAAAUGGCCCUCUUCGAGUUUCCAUUCAACGAGUUGCUGAUUUGGGCCGUGCUGACCAAGCGACAGCAGAUGGCGCUGCUGAUGUGGACACAUGGCGAGGAGGCAUUGGCCAAGUCACUCGUAUCCUGCAAACUUUACAAGGCCAUGGCACACGAAGCGGCCGAGGACGACUUGGACACGGAAAUCUACGAGGAGUUGCGCUCCUACGCCAAGGAGUUUGAGAGCAAGGGCAACAAGCUGCUGGACUUUAGUUACCGCCAGGAUGCGGAGAAGGCGCAAAGACUGCUAACCUGUGAGCUGCACUCCUGGUCAAAUCAGAGUUGCCUUUCGCUGGCUGUGGCGGCCAACCAUCGUGCCCUCCUCGCUCAUCCCUGUAGUCAGGUGAUCCUGGCGGAUCUGUGGAUGGGUGGACUGCGAACCCGCAAGAAUACCAACUUCAAGGUCAUUUUGGGUUUGGCGAUGCCAUUCUACAUUAGACAGCUUGACUUCAAGUCGAAGGAGGAGUUGCAGCAGAUGCCGCAGACUGAGGAGGAGCAUCUGGAAAACCAGAACCUGGACAAUGAUGACUCGGAUCGUUCGCAGCCGGAUGCCGAGGCUCUAUUGGCGGAUACUUACUCAGUGCGCGAUACAAAAGUACACGAAAAUGGCAAAGUCUCACUCACCGACUCAGAUCCCGCCCAAUUCAGAGAGUUCUUCAAUCUUUCCGAGUACAAUGAGGUGAAACAGCACCAGCCGCUGCGCCUGAAAAAGAAGUUCUACGAGUUCUACACGGCACCCAUAACCAAGUUCUGGGCGGAUUCGAUUGCAUAUAUGUUCUUUCUUAUAAUGUUCUCCUUCACUGUGCUAGUGAAGAUGGACCAGAUGCCGCGGUGGCAGGAGUGGUACUCAAUAGCAUAUAUCACAACGCUGGGCUUCGAAAAGGUGCGCGAAAUAAUAUCCUCCGAACCGGUGGCCAUUACGCAUAAAUUCUCGGUGUGGGCGUGGAAUAUGUGGAAUCCGUGCGACGGAGCCGCCAUUAUACUCUUUGUCAUCGGUUUGGCAUUUCGAUUCCGGGAGAAUACGAUGGACAUUGGACGAGUCAUCUACUGUGUGGACAGCAUAUACUGGUACCUGCGUAUCCUGAACAUCCUUGGCGUGAAUAAAUACCUGGGACCUCUGGUCACUAUGAUGGGCAAAAUGGUGAAAAACAUGAUAUACUUUGUGGUCCUGUUGGCGGUCGUUCUGAUGAGCUUUGGUGUCAGCAGACAAGCGAUUCUCUACCCCAACAAACAGCCGACCUGGAGUCUCAUCAAGGAGGUCACCUUCCAGCCCUACUUCAUGCUGUACGGAGAGGUGUUCGCUGGCGAUAUCGACCCUCCCUGCGGCGAGGAUCCCAGCCAGCCGGGCUGCGUCACUGGCCAUUGGGUAACGCCGAUAACCAUGUCCAUGUACCUCUUGAUUGCCAAUAUUCUGCUGAUAAAUCUGCUCAUCGCUGUGUUCAACAAUAUCUUCAACGAGGUCAACUCGGUGUCGCAUCAGGUGUGGAUGUUCCAGCGGUUCACCGUAGUGAUGGAGUACCAGCAGAAGCCCGUCCUGCCGCCGCCCUUCAUCGCGCUGUGCCACUUCUACUCCCUGCUCAAGUACUGUGUGCGGAAGGCGAAAGGAUUGGAGGUGCAGCGGGACAAUGGUCUCAAACUGUUCCUGGAGAAGGACGACCUGGAGCGGCUGUAUGACUUCGAGGAGGAGUGCGUCGAGGGAUUCUUCCACGAACAGGAAAUCAUCCUCAAUCAGUCGACGGACGAGCGGGUUAAAAACACCACGGAGCGAGUGGAGACCAUGUCUCAGAAAAUCGAGGACAUCAAUCAGAAGGAAAAUAUACAAACGGCAACCGUUCAGAACAUCGAGUUCCGAUUGCGAAAGAUGGAGGAAUCCUCGGAGCAGAUACUCUCACAUUUGGCCGUCAUACAUCGUUUCAUGUCGACACACACGGCUGGUGCGGAUGAUUUGCGCGGUUCGACGAUUAACAUUCCGGGAGAGAUGCAGCGCAUGCGCACCAUCUCGAUUUCGGAUACGGAGGGCGGCGGCGGACCAGGCGGAAAUGGAGGAGGCGGUGGUGGUGGUGGAGCCAUCGUUCCACUUGGUCUGGGUGCUGGUCUGAAUUUGAAUUCGCUCCAGGUCACAACCCGGCGCCGCUUUAAUCGUUCGCUGACCGAGGUCCGGCCUGAUGCCUACAUCUUCGACGAGGGCACGCACUUUGAGGUGGUACCUCUGCCGGAGGAACCGGACGAAGUGGUCAAGUCCCGUGAGGCCCUCAACGAACAGGUGGUCCGCAAGGCGUCGAUGCAGUCGGAGGCAGACUCGGACAUCUACAUUCCCGUGUCGCAGCGUCCAUCGACGUGUGAGACAGUGAAGCGGACUCCGUACGUAACGGUGCGCCAGGAUACGGGUGCCAGCACGGAGAGCAAGGACACCCUAACGCCCAUGGGCAACAACGAUGACGACCAGACGCUCGUGGGAGGCGACAACUCUGAUGAUGCGACGCCAGACAUAAACUUUGAGGCUGCCAGACAUCGAGCACUGCGACAGCGCACGGUAUCUCUAUGCCGCCGCAACUCGGAAACGUACUCCUUAACCGGGGCGGACAUAAACCGGUCACACAUCAGCCUUAACCAGCUGGCCUCGUUAUCCCGCCGCCAGAUGAGCCUCACGCAAUCGGAACCGGACAGCGACAAAGAUGCGCCAAUGGCCCAGGGUUCUGCACAUCCGGGUAAAUCAGUAUUGCAUGCGAAACCCUCCAGAAAUAUCUUGCUGAAACUGCACAGCGAGUACACUUCGAUCACGGACGAGCUGGAGAGCGUCUGCCACAUGAUAGCAUCGCCUACGGUAUCCCUGCCAAGUAACAAAGCAUCUUUGGACCGCCCUAAAACCGAAAUGUCGCGGGCUGAGGCUGCGGCUUUGCUGGAAAAGAAGCAUCUGAAGGAGUGCGAAGAGAACGACUACAUGAUUCUGGAGGGACUGAUCGAGUCCCGCGGCUCAAUCGAUGCCAGCGCCCAGGGAUUCGAGAUUGGCGUAUCCAUAGACUACAGCCAUCGCUACCCGCUGCGACGAGAGACCGCCGUGGAGCUGUCACCUUCGAAGCCUUCGGUAGAUGGUGACCUGAUGGGCGGUGGCGAAGGUGGCGGCGCCGGUGGAGGCGAUAGUAGCGAUACCAGCGGGGCAGGUAGCUGCGGUGCCAUGGUCGGUAUCUCGAGUGGCUUCCAGCUGAAGAACGAGCGUCCCUGGCAGCGCAACUCCUCGAUGGAGCAGCAAACGUAUCCCUCACCUUUGGUGCCCACACGGGCCACCAGUGACUUCCUCAAUCCGCCGUACGAAGGCCGGCUGUUCAAGAAGUCCAGUGAGAGCCUACAGAAAAACUCCAGCACGGAGACGGACUACUCGGCUCAUCCGUACCGCUUCAUCAAGCAGAGCUCCAACGAGACGAACACCUCGCUGACGGGCUCCUAUAAUGUGGACACUCCCUCGCUGACGGCGGAGCCCUCGUUGGACGCCGGCGACUCGCACUCGGCGACGGGAAUAAGCAUCAGCGUUGGCGCUGUGGGCGGCACUGCCACGGCGCGUUACCAGCCCAUCCGUACCGCCUCGGUAGGCGCUGCCGAUGGUAGGCGUUUGCGGGAGGAGAGCUCUAGUUCGCUGGAUCUUAGCUCCUCGGGGCCAGUGACGAUGCAGGCAGCGCCGGCACCGCCAGUGCGUCCGAUGCUGCUAAAGAAACAGUUUAGCGUGGACCAGGGUAAGCCGUCUCAGACGGCCGCCGAGGCAGUGCCUCAGACACCGGAGGCGGCCCAGGCUGGUCAGGCCAAACUGAUUUCCACGCUCAAGCCGCAGCCCUUUGCGAGCAAGUUGGGCAUGAAUGUGCUGAAGGAGAGCAGCUCUAGCACGGAUGAGUCCGUCGGUUCGUCAGCCAAAAGCAGCAACCUGGCGCUAUCCAUACCCCAGAUCAGCACCCACCUGGUGCAGGACGAGAUCGCCAAGCUAUCGUCGAAUAUCAAGAGCAGCACCGAAUCGGAAAAGGAUCCGCCGUUCAACGAGACAAUGUGUUAGCAAAGUGGGAGGUCGACGACAAUGGAUCGUGCGUGUCCCACACUGUGCUCAAUGGGAAAACUAGUCAUAAGAGUGGGGUGAUAAAUAAGUUGUUGGAUCAGAUAUCAGAGGUUAUGCAUAUUUAUUCGAGGGGUUGCCAGUUAAGUACUUGUUAAUGAUUUUGACAAUACAUAGUUCACAAAUUCUCUGUAUUUUUAUACAAGUAUUUAUUUAGAAAGCCUCAUUGCUGUUGUUGUACACUAUUAAGGCAAACGAAUAGAAUAUCUGUUUUCGUUUAAUGUCAAUACAAUAGGUACCACCAAAAAUAUGCAUAUUGAAGCGCAUGAGUUAUGCGAUGCACAUAUUCACUUUUACAAUAUUUUAUUUUACUUUUACAAACUCCUAGAUGUAGUCAGCCAUACAUAUUGCAACGUUGCAAGCAACUUUCACACAGACAUAUCUAAAUGCAACCACUCUACUUUAUCCAAGCCUAUCAUGAGCACUUACCUCAGCUCAAAAAGAAACCUAUCGCAGCACAAUGUACUUAUGCCUGUCCAUGUCGGAGUUCCAUAUUGUAGUCUACGAGUUUCUCUACGAUAUGAGGUCUUUGGCAAUGUGUGUGUUAUCAUAUGUGUAUAACGUCUUCUUAGGUAGUACAUUUUACUUGCUUAUAAGGGUAAAUUCGUGUAUUUUGUGUGCAACUGUCUUUUUUGGCGGCAUAGAUAUUAUUGUACAUAAAUAGACUAAAUGUUAUAGGUAUGUUUAAAGAUUGCUAAAAUUGUUCAUGUUUGGCCAAUGUGUGCUAGUAAUUUAAAUUAGAUUUUUAAAUAUUUUCAAGGAUUAAGAAUAACAAUGCAUUUUAAUAAAAUAUUUAUGAUUGUACUUAUUUAUGUUAAGAAUUGUACGUUAUGUUUAUUGAAAUAAAUUAUUAACACUUAAAAAUUUAAAA
This is a messenger RNA of Drosophila sechellia, 7246 nucleotides long. It is a transcript of the gene Trpm, whose product is annotated as transient receptor potential cation channel, subfamily M. Lineage: Eukaryota; Metazoa; Arthropoda; Insecta; Diptera; Drosophilidae. The transcript has 33 exons. Gene Ontology annotation, biological process: protein tetramerization; metal ion transport; monoatomic cation transmembrane transport. The record is from RefSeq and is a predicted model, not a curated record. Gene Ontology annotation, cellular component: plasma membrane. Bases 499 to 6318 code for a protein of 1939 amino acids. Gene Ontology annotation, molecular function: monoatomic cation channel activity.